AUGGAAUCGAAGAAGCCUAGAGCUCCAACACAAGAUGAAGCCAUUCAAGGUAUACCUACAAGACUAUUACAUGCGUUUGACAGCAAACAAGGAGCUGUACGAGCUGUCAGAUGGAAUGGUAAGUUAUAUUUUAUAUUUGGUUUUAAUUUUUAGGUAUUAUUCUACAAUCUUGAAGGCAUCUACUUCUUUAAAUAUUGUUUUUGAUUAGCUAAGGAUAUUUUUGGUGUCGAAGCUAAUAUAAUGGGAAUAUAGAAGCUAAUAGCUAUGAACUUGGAUCUAAAAUGGAGAUAACGUUAUGUUAUUUUAGUUGAUGGUAACUACGCAUUAAUUUGUGGCUCAGACAAGACAGUAGCUUUGUGGAACCCGUUAAGACCUUUGUGUCUAAAGCAAUAUCGUGGAUGUGGAAGUGAGCUUCUAGAUGCGUGUGGAUCUUGCGACAAUUCUAUGAUUCUUGUUGGAGGACGUGAUAAACAGCCUACGAUCUUUGAUGUGGAAUCAGGAAAGAUGUUGAAGCGAUGGCGAGAUCAUGGAGGACCUAUUAAUGCUGUUCAGUUUAACGAAGACAGCCGGGUGGCAAUGAGCGGGUCUCAAGACGGAACUGUCAGAUGCUUCGAUGUUCGGUCUAGGGCUGCGGCUUUUCAGGUAGGAGUUUGAAGUUAUAUUAGUUUCAAAACGUUUUGUUUUGAUUUUUAUUUGUGUAUUUUUGGAAAAUUUGGUACUGUUAAAACUACUGUGGUUUUAAAUUUUAUCUAAAUUUUCAAAAGUUGUUCUGAUGAUAGGUUGCCUAAAUAAAUAAUGUAAAUUUGUUUAAAUCUUCAAAUUUAUAUCUGCCUUUUUAAAAAAGUUGUGAUUAAAGCAAGUUUGAUUUUUUUUUCUUUUUUACUAUAUAAAAUGCCUUGUUUUAGAUACUAGACGAAGCUACGGACAACGUACUUAGCUUGUCAGUGUCAAACCAUGAAAUUGCUACAGGAUCAGCUGAUGGUCAUCUACGUUUAUAUGACAUACGAGAAGGUCGAUUGCUGAUAGACUUUGUUGGUGAAUCAGUGACAAGUGUAACAUUGGCUGACGACAAUCAAACUUGUUUAGUAUCAUCAAUGGAUGGCUUUGUUAGAUUGUUUGAGAAAUGUAAUGGAACCUUGCUUAAUGAGUACGUUUGGCUUUUUUUAUAUAAAGUUAGAUGAAGAUUGGACCUUGAAAUGGUAGGGGAAGAUUGGGAGGUAUGGGCUAAAAUGGGUAAAGUAAUAGAAAAUUUAGGUAACAAUGGGAUUAAAAAGGACUAUAUAGUCUUUAAAAACUAUUUUUGAAUAAAAAAUUGUGUGUUUAUUACCUAAUGUUAUCUAUUUUCAGUUACACAGCUCACAAGAACAAGGAAUACCGUGUAGAAUCCACGUUCCUAGCAACAGGCGACCAAAUAGCUUCAGGAUCUGAAGAUGGAUGUCUUUACAUAUACGAUCUGAUUGACUCAAAAGUCUUGGCUAGGCUAGACCAUUCUCCAAACAAAUUCGUUCACAGUGUUUCGGCUCAUCCAACGAAUAAUGGACUGGUUUUAAGUGCUGCUGGACACAAAUUCUACGUUUGGCAGGGGGAGGAGAAAAUGGAGGAAUAA
This is a messenger RNA of Bursaphelenchus okinawaensis, 1606 nucleotides long. The record is from the annotation of a GenBank genome assembly. NCBI's taxonomy places the organism in Eukaryota, Metazoa, Nematoda, Chromadorea, Rhabditida, Aphelenchoididae.